This is a messenger RNA of Gigantopelta aegis, 654 nucleotides long. RefSeq names its product fibropellin-3-like. Lineage: Eukaryota; Metazoa; Mollusca; Gastropoda; Neomphalida; Peltospiridae. The coding region runs from base 1 to 654 and encodes 217 amino acids. The record is from RefSeq and is a predicted model, not a curated record. The transcript has 5 exons. Gene Ontology annotation, molecular function: calcium ion binding.
AUGUUCAGCCAUCCAGGUGCCAAUUUCCUCAUCAAAUCUGAAUUCAUCAUGUAUCUAACCGACAAUUGUUCUGAUUUGCCUUUAUUCCUUAUAAAUCUGAAAGUGUUGACAUGUGGAUCACCUGGAACCAUAGCUAAUGGUCAGGUUCAUGGCAACAGCUACAACUACGGCAACACCGUGAGGUAUUCUUGUAACACGUACUACAACAUGACAGGCUAUUACAGACAGACGUGUCAGGAUAACGGAAGUUGGAGUGGAGUAAAACCAAGAUGUAUAUUUGUGAACACGUGUGCCAGUAACCCGUGUAAGAACUCUGGCACGUGUGUGGAUGGACUUGACGAGUACAUCUGUAGAUGUCGAACAGGGUACAGCGGAGUACACUGUGAAAAUGAUAUUCAGCCGCCGGUGUUUACAAACUGCCCACGAAGUUUCACUGCGCAUGCUACUGGCCAUAGCCUGAACAUGACCUGGAUAGUUCCUCGAGCAUCAGACCCACUGGGUCACGAGGUCACCGUUAUCACUAACUACCCGGAUGGCUGUGCCCAACUUCCGUGGGAUAAUUUCACCGUGCAGUACGUGGCCACGAAAGCGUUUAAUGGACUCCAGUCAUUUCAGUCAGACCAACUGGUGCGUAUAUGGACGAUGGACAAUUAA